UUGUAUUGUAGUCUAGGUAGGAUCAUUGUGUUGUAGUCUAGGUAGGAUCAUUGUGUUGUAGUCUAGGUAGGAUCAUUGUGUUGUAGGCUAGUCUAGGUAGGAUCAUUUCGUUGAAUGGUGGAUAGAGGGCAGGAUAGACAGUUAGACUGGUAGAAUAUACUGAUCUGUGGUACAGUAAAAGUUAGCGUGUGGAAAAGUGUAGUGCAUAAGUGAAGUACCGAAACACUUUGAAAUAGGGGAGAAACGUGCAUAUGAGGACAUUUGUCUCGGAUGAAGAAAUUAUAUGGUUAUACCUGCAAAAGAGCGAAUUUGGAACCAACCAAUGUAAUUUCAGCUGUGGCCAGAGAGGCCAUACUAGGGUCUUAGAGCUAUUUGAAUGAGCAACAAAUCUACAUAUUGUACCUUUGCAUAUGGGCUUAUACAAUUGUCUCCCUCUCCUGCACUCUCUUACAUGUUAUCUCUCUCUCUGAAAUAAAUCAAAGGUCGCUGAUAAUAGUUUCCCAAUAGCUCCACCCUCUACGCUUUUCAGAAACACAGGAAGUAGUUCCAUGUUCAAUGUUCAGUGCAGUAUAACACUGAUAUUCAUGCCGUGCUGUUCAUGUACCUGUUUAGACCUGAAGACAAGAUCUAUAAUAAUCACAGCGGGUAAGAGACCAUAGCAAAGGGGAAGCAUAAUGAAGCUUUCAUCUAAACUCUAACAUUAGAAUGUUGCUGACUUCGGUACAGUGUGCAACAUAAAAGUGAAGGUAGAUUUGUAAUAACCUCAGAAGCCAUUACAGACAGAGAAAAAUGGCUUCCAGAUCGUUUCUCCUAGAGGAGGAUCUCUCUUGUCCUGUGUGCAUGGAUAUCUUCCUGGAUCCUGUGCUCCUGUCGUGUAGCCACAACUUCUGUAAAUCCUGUCUGCAGCAAUGCUGGAAAGGAAGUGAAACUCAGGAAUGUCCUAUAUGCAGAUCAUCAAAACACGAGCCUCUGAGCAACGAGCCUCUGGUUUUAAAGAACCUGUGUGAGGCCUUAGAGGAAAGGUGUCAGAGAGCUUCAGCAGGGUCCGAGCUGCUCUGCAGUCUGCACAGCGAGAAACUCAAGCUCUUCUGUCUGGACGAUAAACAGCCUGUCUGCUUUGUGUGUCAGACUUCCAGAAAACACAAAAAACACUCUUUCUGUCCCAUAGAUGAAGCUGCACAGGAUUAUAAGGAUGAACUCAAGACUGCACUGCAACCCUUACAAGAGAAGCUAAAGAUCUUUAACAUAGUUAAAGUAACAUGUGAUAGAACAGCAGAACACACCCAAGCCAGGCCCAGACUACAGAAAAGCAAGUUAAGAAGGAGUUUGAGAAGCUUCACCAGUUUCUACGAGAUGAAGAGGCAGCCAGGGUAGCUGCUAUGAGGGAGGAAGAGGAGCAGAAGAGUCAUCGGAUGAAGAAGAAGAUUGAGGAGAUGAGUAAAGAGAUAUCAAAACUUUCAGGCACAAUCUGAGCCAUACAGGAGGAGCUGGGAGCUGAAGACAUCUAUUUUCUACAAAACUACACAGCCACGGUGAAAAGGUAAGUAAAUCUCUCUCCUGUGUCUCUCUUCUCCGUGGUUCUGAAUCUGAACCCAACCUCACAACAGCACUUCAGUGUUCUUCUAGAGCCCAGUGCCAGAUCCACAACUGGUCUCAGGAGCACUGAUAGAUGUGGCCAAACACCUGGGCAACCUGAAGUUCAGAGUCUGGGAGAAGAUGCAGGACAUUGUUCAGUACAGCGAGUAUUGUGUUAUGAUUAUACAAAUAAAAUUGAUGAUUAUAUA
Messenger RNA from Oncorhynchus gorbuscha (pink salmon), 1784 nucleotides. RefSeq names its product E3 ubiquitin-protein ligase TRIM39-like. The transcript is spliced from 4 exons. NCBI's taxonomy places the organism in Eukaryota, Metazoa, Chordata, Actinopteri, Salmoniformes, Salmonidae. The coding region runs from base 790 to 1374 and encodes 194 amino acids. The record is from RefSeq and is a predicted model, not a curated record. Gene Ontology annotation, molecular function: zinc ion binding.